AUGGGUCGGCUCGACCGGAGUGAUACCACGGCCUCACAGAAUACCGGCGUGAAACAAACAACCCACAGUGUUGUGUUUCGCCGUGUGAAUGAGGUUACCGGAGGCCCAAUCCCGUCCCUUCCCCUAUCCCUUCCCGAUCCUUACAUCCGCAACCCUUAUCCCCAAAAGGCCGGAAACGCACUCGUAAAUCCUUUGGUGUUGCGGGUGUCCAUGGGCGGCGCUGGUUGCUUACCAUCAGGAUCUCAGUGUUCGGACGGCCGCGGUAAGAAUGGAACGUGUGUGAACGCUUGCCAAUGCCUGUCCAUGAUAGAAGAUGUCAAGAGGAAGAGUUACCCACAGAUCUGCUCGUUUCAAGGCAACGUGCCGAUCGUAUGCUGCACUGAUUGUGAGAAAGUUACCCAUAUAAACCAUGCCAUCGUUGACAAGUUAGGUGGCAUACACUUCAGGACUGGACGGAAAGCUUAUGAUGUAUGUCUAGAACACCUCGCGAACCUGCCCUACGAGGGAUGUGGCCCCACUUCGGGCCUGGUGAAGCUUUGGCAUGAGCAGGAGCAAUGCUACAAGUACUCCCACAGAUACGGCGUCUACGCUGCACAUAUUGGACAGGACGCCAGGAGGGGACAGUUUCCACAUAUGGCGCUGCUCGGCUACGGUGGGUCGAUGGACACAGCGGAUUGGUUGUGCGGUGGCUCACUGAUCAGUGACAAGUUCAUCCUGACCGCCGGUCACUGCAUCUCCAGUGCUGUGCUCGGCAAAGUCCGUUUUGCGGCGAUGGGCAUUCUUCGACGAACGGAUCCGCCGGAGCGCUGGCACCGGUACCACGUCUCGCGUAUAGUGCCACAUCCCGAGUACCACGCGCCAUCUAAGUACCACGAUAUAGCUUUACUGGAAACGAGUAAAAGGGUAAACUUCAACUUACACGUGUACCCGGCUUGUCUGAAUAUUGACGACCAUUUCCUCGGAGUGGUCACUGCCACGGGCUGGGGGGCGCUCGGACAUAAUAUGGAGCUAGCAGACACGUUGCAAGCUGUAUCUCUCCAAUCGUACUAUGAAGAGGUAUGCGCAGUGCAUUAUCCCCCACAUCGACACUUGCUGUCUGGCUUCAACGGCACCAUUCAGAUGUGUUAUGGAGACGAAUUGGGGGCUCGGGAUACGUGUGAGGGUGACAGCGGAGGUCCUUUGCAAGCCAAGCCCGUCCUUUCAAGAUGUCUCCACACAGUGAUUGGUGUGACGUCAUACGGUCGAAACUGUGGCUACUCCGGUCAACCGGGUAUUUAUACAAGGGUGCGCUUCUAUGUGCCAUGGAUCGAAAGCGUAGUGUGGCCGGACUAA
Messenger RNA from Spodoptera exigua (beet armyworm), 1332 nucleotides. NCBI's taxonomy places the organism in Eukaryota, Metazoa, Arthropoda, Insecta, Lepidoptera, Noctuidae. The record is from the annotation of a GenBank genome assembly.